This is a messenger RNA of Urocitellus parryii (Arctic ground squirrel), 1485 nucleotides long. NCBI's taxonomy places the organism in Eukaryota, Metazoa, Chordata, Mammalia, Rodentia, Sciuridae. The record is from RefSeq and is a predicted model, not a curated record.
AUGGGGUCCCAGCAUCUGCUGCUGGCCGCUGCGUACCUGCUGGGGACGCUGGUCACUUCCUGCCUCGGUUGGUUCAGCCUGGAGGACCCAGAUCUCCAGGUGAGGCUGACCGGCUCCAACUCCAGGUGCCAGGGCCAGCUGCAGGUCUUGAGUCACACCAGGGCCCGGUGGCACUCGGUGUGCAGUGAGAGCUGGAACGGGGCGCUGCGCCACGGGGAGGUCUCCCAGCAGGCUGCCAGACUCUGCCAGAAGUUGCGCUGCGGGGACUCCUUGGGCCUGACCACCUACUCUCACUUCAACACACCCCAGAACCAGAUCAUCUGCCAUGGACCCCGGGGGUCCUUCUCCAACUGCAGCACAGACUCAUCAUCCAAGUGCCACCCGCUGAGCCUCGUCUGCUUAGAGCCCCAGACGACGACACCUCCACCCACAAGCCCCCCGACCACCAUGACUCCAGAGCCCACAGCACCCCCCAGGCUGCAGCUGGUGGCGGGGCCCCGGGGCCUGCGGUGUGCCGGCGUGGUGGAGUUCUACAGCGGCAGCCUGGGGGGCACCAUCAGCUACGAGAACCACCACGGGCUCCAGGGCCUGGGAGACCUCCUCUGCGGUGCCCUCCAGUGCGGCUCCUUGAAGCAGCCUCCCGAGGCCAAGGCAGUAGAACCCCAAGACCCAGCAGAGCGCUGGGCACGCAGGCUCUUGCCCAUCCGAUGGCAAAUCCAGAACUCCAGCUGCGCCUCCCUGCACGAGUGCUUCAGGAAAGCCCCGGCCCAGGAGGGCGGCCAGGCUCUCAGCCUGGUCUGCUCAGAUUUCCAGCCCAAGGUCCAGAGCCGCCUGGUGGGGGGCGGCAGUGUGUGUAAGGGCACCGUGGAGGUGCGCCAGGCCACCCAGUGGGCAGCCCUGUGUGACAGCCAUGUGAGCAGGGGCCCAGCUCGGUGGGCGGAGCUGUGUCAGGAGCAGAAGUGCAACGGCCUAGUCUCCCACCACCCGCUGGACGCCAGUGAGACCUCCAGUGGGUUCUCCUGUCCCCAGGAGAAGCUGUCCCAAUGCCACGAACUUCAGGAGAAAAAAACCUUCUGCAAGAGGGUGUUUGUCACAUGCCAGGACCCCAACCCUGCAGGCCUGGCUGCAGGCACCGUGGUGAGCAUCAUCCUAGCCCUGGUGCUCCUGGCCGUGCUGCUGGUCGUGUGUGGCCCUCUCGCCUAUAAGAAGCUGGUGAAGAAAUUUCGCCAGAAGAAGCAACGCCAGUGGAUCGGCCCCACAGGAAUGAACCAAAACAUGUCUUUCCACCGCAACCACACUGCGACCGUCCGGUCCCAGGUCGAGAACCCCACAGCGUCCUGUGUGGAUAAUGAGUACAGCCAGCCCCCCAGGAACUCCCACCUGUCGGCCUAUCCAGCUCUGGAAGGGGCCCUGAAUCGCUCCUCUGCCCAGCCUGACAACUCCUCUGACAGCGACUAUGACCUGCACGUGGCUCAGAGGCUGUAG